GGAGGAAAACAGAAGGCGACUGGAAGAAAAUGUAAACAAUUUGGUAGUGUUAGCGGCCAUACAAAUGAAGUGUUCUGGUAACUGACAGGCUAUACGAUUUCUGAUUAUAAGAAGUCUAUUUGGAAAUAAGACAUUUAAUCUUUUUAAUUUCAUUUACUUCUGAAAUGCAAGCUAUACAUAGAAAAAUGGUACUAGCGAAAGAUUAUAACAGUGAUGAUCAGCUAUAUUUAUUUUUAAAUGAAAGGCGAAAAAAGAAAAUCUCAUUGUUAUGGGUGUUUAUUUUUUUAGGUUGCGUCUUGUGUUUCCUUAGUUUUGCUUAUUGGUAUUCUAUUAAAUAUACAGUAAUUUACUUCUGUGGGAUUAAAACUGACAUUUCCCCUGUGUGUUCAGAAAUUUCUGAUGCUGACAAAUUUGACUGUCACCCAGAUAAAAAUAUUUCUGAAAAAAGUUGUUUACAACGAGGCUGUUGUUAUCAAAUAAAUUCGAAAACGACAUUCAAUAAAUCACUUUCUCUUGGUGUUCCUUAUUGUUUCUUUCCUUCCAAUUAUGACGGUUAUUCCGUUUCUAAUUUAACAUGCGAUGAAAGACAUAUCAAAGCAGAUUUAAAAAGAACAUCUCCAUCUGGAUUUCCAAAUGAUAUUCUAAAUUUACGUCUUUUAAUUUCUUUGAUUGAUGACUAUACAGUAAGAAUUAAGAUAACAGAUGCAAAUGCUGCUCGUUUUGAAAUACCUAUACCUCUUAAUGAUGGACUAAAAAGCUUAGAGAAGCCAUAUUAUAAUGUGACUGUAGAUGCUGAAACAAGUCAACUUACCAUUACCAGAAAGGCAACUAAAACCAUUAUAUUUAAAACAAAAUUAUCACAGCUUGUUUAUUCUGACCAGUUGCUACAAUUAUCGUCGUAUCUUCCAAGUCCAUACCUUUAUGGAAUCGGAGAAACUUCUGGCAGAUUUCUAAGAAAUUUAAAUUGGACCAGAACUACUCUUUUUAAUAGUGACCGUGCACCAACAACUAAUUACCCAACCUAUGGGAGUCAUCCGUUUUAUUUAUCAUUAGAAGAGGAUGGAAAUGCCAACGGACUUUUCUUAUUCAAUAGCAAUGCUAUGGAUGUUAUUUUGCAACCAACUCCUGCUAUAACUUUUAGACCCAUUGGUGGAAUUUUGGAUUUCUUUAUAAUGUUGGGACCUUCUCCUGCUAAUGUUGUCCAACAAUAUACAAAUAUAGUUGGAAGAACUUUCAUGCCUCCCUAUUGGAGCUUGGGGUUCCAUUUGUCUCGUUUUGGAUACGGAUCUCUCGACACAACCAAUGAAACUUUACAACGUAACAUUGAUGCUGGUAUUUUGGUGGAUGUUCAGUGGAAUGAUAUUGAUUAUAUGGAUAAAAAUAAAGAUUUUACUUAUGAUGAAGAUAAAUUUGCUGCCUUACCUGGCUUUGUAGAAUAUUUGCACAAUAAAGGAAUGCAUUAUGUGAUCAUGACAGAUCCUGGUAUUAGUUGCUCAGAGGAAGCUGGCUCUUAUCCUCCUUAUGAUGAUGGAGUUCAUGAUGACGUUUUCAUAAAAAAUCCAAAUGGUACCCAAUUUGUUGGAAAAGUAUGGACUAAUGGAGAAACUGUUUUUCCAGAUUUUAGUCACCCUAAAACUGAUGCUUAUUGGUCAAAACAACUUGCUAAAUUUCACAACAUAAUAGAAUAUGAUGGUCUUUGGAUUGAUAUGAAUGAACCAUCCAAUUUUUACAAUGGGGGUUCUGAUGGUUGCAUGAACUCUUCCUAUGAAGAUCCCCCAUACAUACCCAAUGGAGAUUCAAAUUUGCCAUUGUACCAUAAAACCAUUUGCAUGACUGCCCGACAUUAUUCAACAAUCCACUACAAUGAGCAUAACUUAAUGGCAAUCAGAGAGGCUAUUGCAACAAAUCAAGCUUUAAGGAAUAUCAGAAAGAAAAGACCAUUUAUAAUAUCCAGAGCUUCAUUUGCUGGACAAGGACGGCAAAGUGGACACUGGAAUGGAGACAUAUCAUCAACAUGGGAUGAUAUGCGAUACACUAUUCCAUCACUGCUGAACUUUAAUCUGUUCGGAAUGUCCAUGAUUGGAUCUGACAUAUGUGGAUUUUCUGGAAAUACCACUGUUGAAUUGUGUGCUAGAUGGCACGCUUUGGGAGCCUUUUACCCAUUUGCAAGGAAUCACAAUGAUCGUGGGAAUAUGGAACAAGAUCCUGCUAUUUUGGGUCCAGCUGUUAUUGAAGCUACUAGAAAGGCUUUUACACUUCGUUAUGUUUUUUUACCUUACUUAUACACUUUAUUUGCUCGCAGUCACGUAUUUGGUGAUACAGUUAUAAGACCUUUAUUUUUUGAAUUUCCUGAGGAUAAAAACAGCUAUUGGAUUGAUGAGCAGUUUCUUUGGGGACCUGGAUUAAUGGUAGUUCCAGUUUUGUAUGAGAAUACUACAAAUAUAACUGCAUAUUUUCCAAAAGGAACGUGGUAUGAUGUUCAAUUGAAUGCCAUUAACAGCUCUGGUGAAAGCAUUUCUCUUUAUAUCCCUUUAUCUGACAAUUAUGUUGCUUUCAGAGGUGGUUACAUUUUUCCUGCACAAUCUUUUCCUCUUCAAAAUACUGAAAUGAGUCGAAAACAACCGUUUGUUCUUUGGGUUUUCCUUGAUUAUGAUAUGAAAGCUCAAGGCGAACUGUAUUGGGACGAUGGUGAUUCGUUAGAUACUUAUGAAAAUGGAAAUUACAAUUUGAUCAGCUUCAGUGCAUCUCAGAAUGUUUUAAAGUCUACUAUAGUCAACAGUGGGUAUGAUGAUCCCAUGAAAACAGAUGUUAUUUGGGUUGUAGGAAUUAGUGAAACUGCUGCAGAAGUAACAGUAAAUGGCAUGAAUUGUAAACAUGCUAUGAAUUUAACAAAUGAAAUGAAUGCAAACAGCUUAUUAGAUCGACUACGGAUAUUUAAAGGAGAUGGUGAAAAAACACUUGACGGCUCAUCUUGUAGCUAUGGAUCUGUUCCUGAUGUAUUGGCCAUAUCAUUGCAGGAAGUUAGUCUGCUUUCUCCAUUGACUGUAAUGUGGAAGUAGGAUUUAUACUACUUCCAUAAUACUUACAGUAAUAUACAAUACUUUUUAUUACUUUGUAUCUUGACAAUGUAAUAAAAUGAAUCCUGACUUGGUUUUAUA
Molecule: messenger RNA, 3158 nt
Organism: Argiope bruennichi
Lineage: Eukaryota; Metazoa; Arthropoda; Arachnida; Araneae; Araneidae
Product: lysosomal alpha-glucosidase-like
Exons: 19
Coding region: 165-3059 (964 amino acids)
Biological process (GO): carbohydrate metabolic process
Molecular function (GO): carbohydrate binding; alpha-1,4-glucosidase activity
Source: RefSeq, a predicted model, not a curated record